AUGGUCAAGGUCGGAGACAGCAUUCCCAGCAUUCCUCUCGUCGAGGGUCUGCCUGACAACAAGAUUGAUCUGGCUUCGGAGCUUGCGUCUGGAUCGGGAAUCAUCAUCGGUGUCCCAGCGGCUUUCAGCCCGACAUGCACUGACUCUCACAUCCCCGGCUUCAUCGCCCACCCCAAACUGAAGAGCGCCGGAAAGGUCUUUGUCGUCUCCGUCAAUGACUCAUUUGUCAUGGCGGCCUGGGGCAAGUCCCUCGACAAGGACGCCUCGUCCGGCAUCCGCUUCCUCGGCGACCCCAGCGGAGAGUUCACCCGUGCCCUCGAUGUCGAGUUCGCAGCUGCUCCUCUCCUCGGCACGAACCGAAGCAAGAGAUACGCGAUGGUCGUUGAGGGCGGAAAGGUGAAGAGCAUCAGCGUGGAACCUGAUAACACCGGAGCCACUGUCUCGACUGCAGAGAAGAUCCUGGGUUAG
Molecule: messenger RNA, 468 nt
Organism: Drepanopeziza brunnea f. sp. 'multigermtubi' MB_m1
Lineage: Eukaryota; Fungi; Ascomycota; Leotiomycetes; Helotiales; Drepanopezizaceae
Source: RefSeq, a predicted model, not a curated record